Molecule: messenger RNA, 1930 nt
Organism: Cladophialophora immunda
Lineage: Eukaryota; Fungi; Ascomycota; Eurotiomycetes; Chaetothyriales; Herpotrichiellaceae
Exons: 1
Coding region: 1-1797 (598 amino acids)
Source: RefSeq, a predicted model, not a curated record
AUGAGCGACACUGGGCCUGAAAAAACCAAGGAAAUUCGCAGUCCAUCUUCAUCACGAGUUAUCCAACAGCCGUCGUCAAGGCAGUCCAAAGUCCCUAUCACAUUCAUCAAUCACGAUACGAAGUCAUGGCGUGCGACGGAACGCCAAUCGCAAGAAGCCCUUUCCCACGCAGCUUUGGUUUCGCAUAGACGGCGAAAGUCCCAAAACCUUGGAUUGACGGUUUCUAGCGAUCGAUCAGAAGCCCCCCUCCCGGCCGCGUUCAGCUCGAGAUGGAGCACAGUCUCGACCUCAAAUGCUUCCGAUAAGAGGAGUGGUGGUUCUAUCCUGAACAGUACAGACAAGAAAUGGAAAGUUUUUACUCCCCGGAGUAUCCGUCAAGAACACGAAAGACGGACACACAACACCGGAGACGACAAGUCGACCGAUCUUUUCGAGGCCGCAUAUGUUCUCGCUUGCCGAGUGCUCGGCAGCAGCAAUCCUUUCGAUGUAGCAGCCCUGCCUCUGUCGCCUCGAGAUUCACACCUGAUCAAACUUGCACACUCCUUUGGUCUGUUCUCAGGCGGCUCGGCCACGGCUAGCAAACUCGUUUCUCGGGACAUCAUGGAUGGCUGGGUCUCAGAUAUUCAACUCUCCUUGUCCAACAAAGCUUUGCUUCAUGCGCUCAUCGCGCUGGGCGCCUCGAUCUGUGCUGGUGGAAGUGGAGAGAGGAAUGAUUCCUACAUCACCUACGCCGCCAAACACAAAUUAGUCGCCAUCUCGAGCCUCCGCAAUAUCUCAACAGAGCAGCUCCGAACUUACCGUAGCCUGAUUCUGAUCCGGCUCCUAGUGGCUUGUGAGUUUUACGUCGAAGAUAUCGCAGCCGCGGACGUGCACCAAAAUGCGCUGCAUCACCUCUUUAGCGACAUGGCGAGGGCUAGUGGCAUCUCCCACUUAUCGAUCGGCACAAGCGACAUCUGGACGGCGGCGAUUCAAGGCCAUCGAACUCGAUCCAGGGAGGGAGACCACGACCCUGGCCCAUGGCAACAAUGUUUCUCGGCCGCUGCGUUCAGGCUCGUGAAGGAGUACGCAUCGGCUCUCGCCCACAAUUUGCCGCAAGCAUCCUCCAUCGACAUCUCACUCCGAUUUAACGUCAAGCUUUUGGCGAUCGUGGAACGAAUCAGGGACAUUACUCUUGUUGACGGGGCCGCCAAACACUACGCGUGGAACACAGAGAACCGCGACGUCGAGCAUGAAAUCAAGAGGUGGUUGCACUUUUACCGCACUGAGACUUCGAAGCUCCUGAACAACGUCGCGGUGGAUCAUGCAGAAGCGUUGUCGUCGAAGAACCUGGCCUCCAAGUUCGUCGGAUAUCACGCGCUGAGUGGCGCCGUGGCACUAGCCCUGCGCUUUCAGUGGCUGUUGAUCAGCCACAUCGGUUCCGUCUCCCAGAUUCGACUUCGAUAUUGGGACUUGAACGCAAACGCGACGCAGCGAAGGCUUCUCAAGGCGAUCCGAAUUUUCGAGGAAAGCCCGGUCCACAAAGAGCAAGAGAACAUGUGGUUUUUUGUCCUGUUCAUCCACGCUGUGUCUGUGCAGUACCUGAAGCAUAUCAAUUCGUUCGUGGUGGUGAAAGAGGAAGGGUCCCUCGCGGACAGUGACAGCGCGCUUAGGGAGACCCUCGAGAGACUCAAGCGGGAGAAGCUUCGCCGCGGCCUCCAGGACGCGUCCGAAGCAAAGGAAAUCCUUCUUGGAUUUUGGUAUCACAAGUGCUAUGAUGAUUCCCGCUUGGGAGCGGUUUGGCAGGUCCUGGUCGGGUAGGACGGAGUGCCAGGCCGAUUCACUAGGCUUCACUGCGACUCUCUUGCUCCGAGCAGACUAUUCAUCCCAGCAAUUACAGAGCAGCUUUUCAUUUCUCCGACGCUCCGGCAAACAAUGGCUAACUGAAUCCCCC